GCGCUUGACCGAUAAUAACCUCCGCGGCGCAGCGCCGGCGGGAUCUAUAUAAGGCGCUCCGGGUGCGGGACUGGCCCUGGUUUGGCCCCAGCCUCGUCGGUGGGAGCCACAAAGGACGACCGGAGAAGCCCUCCAUUGACUGGCUCUCCGAUCUACUCCGGGAGGGAGAGAAAGAUCGCCUCCCCAUCAAACUGGCGAGGAGUUGAUGACCAGCCACAGUAGCUCUGCUGUGUGCUGUUUCCAUCCAAGGUGCUGAUUGCUGGUACAUACAGAAGGAAGAUGGCCUUCUGGACACAGUUGGGUUUGCUGCUAUGGAAAAAUUUCACCUUUAGGAGACGGCAAACGUUCCAGCUGCUAAUUGAGGUUGCUUGGCCUUUGUUUCUCUUCUUCAUAUUGAUUUCGGUGCGUCUCUCCUAUCCACCUUAUGAACAACAUGAAUGCCAUUUCCCCAACAAGGCCAUGCCUUCAGCUGGAACAUUGCCCUGGGUACAGGGGAUUAUCUGUAAUGCCAACAAUCCUUGCUUCCGCUACCCAACACCUGGGGAGUCACCAGGCAUUGUGGGGAAUUUCAACAAGUCUAUUGUUUACCGGUUGUUCUCGGAUGCCAAACGCUUACUCUUGUACAGCCAGAAAGAUACCAGCAUGAAGGAUGCGCAGAAAGUUGUGAUGAAACUGCAGAAAAUUGGGAAAACUGUUACAGGGUUGAAAGUCCGGGAUUUCCUGGUUGCCAACGAGACCUUCUCUAGCUUCCUGUAUCACAAUGCUUCCUUACCACAGUUUGUUGUAGAUGAAAUCCUGAAUGCUGAGGUCAACCUCCAACAGGUCAUCAAGUCUGGCUACCAGAUGAGUGUGAAAGACCUUUGUAAUUCAACCAAGCUGUCAGAGAUUGUCGUCAUCCAAAACCCAUGGAUAGAUGCGGUCAGUAAUGCUGUGAUUUGCUCCAUGCCUAAGGAGAAACUGACCGUGGCAGAGAAAGUGUUUCAGGAUAAUUUGGAUGUCAUGAAGCCGGUUCUGAAGGGGAUCGCCUCCAAUUCAACUUUGCAGGAUCUUAAAGGAACUGUGGAGACGUUGAUGGGGAGCCUUGGAGACCUUCUUAGAGAGUUGGUGAGCAUGAAAAGCUGGAGUGACAUGAGACAGGAGGUGAAGUUCCUGACUAACGUGAAUGCCACCAGUUCUUCUGCCGAAAUUUACCAGGCAGUGUCCCGAAUUGUUUGCGGCCAUCCUGAGGGAGGCGGAUUGCAGAUCAAGUCUCUCAACUGGUAUGAAGACAACAAUUACAAAGCUUUCUUUGGAAGUAACAGUACUGAAGAUGAGGCAGCUGAUUUCUACGAUAAUUCUACCACACCCUACUGCAAUGACCUAAUGAAGAAACUGGAAUCCAGCCCACUUUCCAAGAUUAUAUGGAGAGCUCUGAAACCUUUGCUUGUUGGCAAAGUCUUGUACACCCCAGACACACCAGCAACAAGGGCAGUCAUGUCUGAGGUAAACAAGACGUUCCAGGAGCUUGGUGUCUUCCGUGAUCUUGGAGGGAUGUGGGAAGAGAUAAGGCCAAAGAUAAAAGCUUUCAUGGAGAAAAGCUCGGAAAUGGAUCUGGUCCGGACAUUAUUGCAGAAUAAGUUCUAUUGGAAGAAGCACUUGAUGGGCUCGGAUUGGACUAUGGAGGAUGUUGCCCUGUUCUUAGCAAAGAAUCCGGAGGAUAUUCAUGCCGUGAAUGGCUCUACUUAUACUUGGCGGGAUGCUUUCAAUGAAACCGACUAUGCUGUUAUGACCAUCUCCCGCUUCAUGGAAUGUGUCAACCUCGACAAGCUGGAAGCUGUGCCUAGUGAGGUGCGCCUGAUCAACAAGUCCAUGCAACUGCUAGACCAGAGAAGGUUUUGGGCUGCCAUUGUCUUCCCUGAAAUUGCUCCUAGGAGUGCAAAGUUGCCCCAGCAUGUCAAGUACAAGAUCCGGAUGGACAUAGACAGCGUGGAAAGGACAAACAAAAUCAAGGACGAGUACUGGGACCCAGGUCCUCGAGCCGAUCCUUUUGAUGACAUGCGUUACAUCUGGGGAGGCUUUGCUUACUUGCAGGACGUGAUCGAGCAGGCAAUCAUCCGCACUCUGACAGGCUCUGAAAAGAAAAUGGGUGUCUAUGUUCAGCAGAUGCCCUAUCCUUGUUAUGUGGAUGACAUAUAUUUGCGUAUCACCAGCAAAUCCAUGCCCCUUUUCAUGACACUGGCUUGGAUCUAUUCUGUGGCAAUCAUUAUCAAAGGGAUUGUAUAUGAGAAAGAAGCCCGGUUGAAGGAAACAAUGAGGAUUAUGGGCCUGGACAAUGGCAUUCUCUGGCUGAGCUGGUUCAUUAGCAGCUUCAUCCCGCUUCUCAUGAGUGCAGGACUCUUGACAGUGAUCCUCAAGAAAGGAAACUUACUACCUUACAGUGACCCCAGCGUUGUGUUCGGCUUUCUAUCAAUCUUUGGGGUGGUGACCAUCAUGCAGUGCUUCCUCAUCAGCACCCUCUUCUCAAGGGCCAACUUGGCAGCGGCUUGUGGGGGGAUCAUCUACUUUACCUUCUACUUGCCUUUUGUGUUAUGUGUUGCCUGGCAGGACUACAUCAGCUUCUCUCUAAAAAUAUUUGCAAGCCUGCUUUCUCCUGUGGCCUUUGGAUAUGGCUGUGAGCAUCUUUCCCUUCUUGAAGAGCAAGGCAUUGGGGUGCAGUGGGACAACAUCUUUGAAAGCCCCAGGGAAGAAGACAGCUUUAACCUCACCACGUCUGUGUCUAUGAUGCUGGUUGAUAGUUUGCUGUAUGGGAUUAUGACCUGGUACAUUGAAGCCGUCUUUCCAGGGCAGUUUGGCAUUCCAAGACCGUGGUAUUUCCCAUUUAUGAAGUCCUACUGGUGUGGCGAGAAAUCCAAAGAAGGGCAAAUCCCUUCUCUUUCUGAAAAAUCUUCUGAAAUUUGUAUGGAAGAAGAGCCAAGCCACCUUCGCCUUGGGGUAUCGAUUCAGAAGCUGGUGAAGGUCUACCGUGAUGGCAAGAAGCUGGCAAUAGAUGGCCUUACUCUGAAUUUCUAUGAAGGGCAGAUUUCCUCCUUUUUGGGACACAAUGGAGCCGGGAAAACCACCACAAUGUCCAUCUUGACAGGAUUAUUUCCCCCAACUUCGGGCACAGCCUUCAUCCUGGGCAAAGACAUCCGUACUGAACUGAGCACUAUCCGGCAGAACCUGGGCGUUUGCCCCCAGCACAAUGUUUUGUUUGAUGAGCUGACUGUAGAAGAGCACAUUUGGUUUUAUGCACGCCUCAAAGGGCUGUCAGCGAAGUUGGUGAAAAAGGAAAUGGAACAGAUGGCCAUUGAUGUUGGCUUGCCUCAUAAACUCAAAUCGAAGACAAGCAAACUCUCUGGUGGCAUGCAAAGAAAGCUUUCGGUCGCUCUGGCCUUUGUGGGUGGCUCUAAAGUUGUCAUUUUGGAUGAGCCAACUGCUGGGGUUGAUCCAUAUUCUCGCAGAGGGAUCUGGGAACUUCUUUUGAAGUAUCGCCAAGGCCGCACAAUCAUUCUGUCUACACACCACAUGGAUGAGGCAGAUAUCCUUGGAGACCGAAUUGCCAUCAUCUCCCAUGGCAAACUCUGCUGUGUUGGCUCCUCUCUGUUCCUGAAAAACCAGCUGGGUACAGGCUACUAUUUGACAUUAGUCAAGAAGGAUGUGGAUUCCUCCCUGAGUUCUUGCAGAAACAGCAGCAGCACUGUCUCUUACUUGAAAAAGGAUGACAGCGUCUCUCAGAGUAGCUCUGAUGCUGGGCUUGGCAGCGAUCAUGAAAGUGACACCCUGACAAUAGAUGUAUCAGCCAUUUCUAAUCUCAUAAUGAAGCACGUCCCAGAAGCACGGUUGGUAGAGGACAUCGGACAUGAGCUAACCUAUGUUUUGCCCUAUGAAGCUGCUAGAGAGGGAGCUUUUGUGGAGCUGUUUCAUGAGAUUGAUGACCGCCUCUCCGACCUGAGAAUUUCCAGCUAUGGCAUUUCUGAGACUACUCUGGAGGAGAUAUUUCUGAAAGUGGCCGAAGACAAUGGUGUGGAUGCAGAGACCUCAGAUGGCACAUUACCUGCUCGAAGAAGCCGUGUCUUUGGAGACAGGCAAAGCUGUCUUCGUCCUUUCACAGAAGAUGAUGCUUUUGACACCAAUGAUUCUGACAUAGAUCCAGAAUCCCGAGAGACCGACCUGCUGAGUGGGAUGGACGGCAAAGGAUCCACCCAAGUGAAGGGCUGGAAGCUGACCCAGCAGCAGUUUGUAGCCUUGCUCUGGAAGAGACUUCUUAUUGCCAGGCGCAGCAGAAAAGGGUUUUUCGCUCAGAUUGUGCUCCCAGCUGUCUUUGUUUGCAUUGCUCUCCUGUUCAGUUUGAUUGUGCCUCCCUUUGGUAAAUAUCCGAGCCUGGAAUUGCAGCCAUGGAUGUAUGAUGAACAAUAUACAUUUAUCAGCAAUGAUGCUCCAGAAGACACUGGAACUCAGAAGCUUUUGGAUGCUCUCCUCAGCAAACCUGGUUUUGGAACUCGCUGCAUGAAAGGAUACUCUAUUGAAGAUACUCCUUGCUCUGUGGGGGAAGAGGAUUGGACCACUGCUUCUGUUCCUAAGACAGUCAUGGAAAUCUUGCAGAAAGACAACUGGACAAUGGAGAACCCCUCCCCCUGUUGUAUAUGCAGCAGUGAGACGAUCAAGAAGAUACUACCUUUGUGUCCUGCAGGGGCUGGCGGCCUGCCUCCUCCACAGAGAGUACAGAACACCACUGACAUCCUUCAGAACCUGACUGGACGCAACAUUUCCGAUUACCUUGUGAAGACAUAUGCUCAGAUCAUUGAGAAAAGCCUGAAGAAUAAAAUAAGAGUGAAUGAGUUCAGAUAUGGUGGCUUUUCCUUGGGAGCCAGCAGCUCCCUUGUGCUCCCUCGACGUGAAGAAGUAAGUGAGGCCAUCCAGCAGGUGAAGAAACUCUUGGAAAUCACCAAGGACAGUUCGGCAGAACGUUUCCUUAACAGCCUGGCAAGCUUCAUGAAAGGCAUGGACACGAAAGAUAACGUGAAGGUAUGGUUCAACAACAAAGGCUGGCAUGCUGUGGGUGCCUUUCUCAACGUGAUGAACAAUGCCAUCCUCCGUGCCAAUCUGCAAGAUGGAGAGAAUCCCAGUGCCUAUGGCAUCACGGCAUACAACCACCCUCUCAAUUUGACGAAGCAACAGCUCUCCGAAGUUGCCUUGAUGACAACCUCAGUGGAUGUUUUGGUCUCCAUCUGCGUCAUCUUUGCCAUGUCCUUCGUACCAGCCAGCUUUGUGGUUUUCUUGAUCCAAGAACGAGUCAGCAAGGCCAAACACCUGCAGUUCAUCAGUGGUGUGAAACCAGUAAUCUACUGGCUGGCUAACUUUGUAUGGGAUAUGUGCAACUAUGUUGUUCCAGCUACCUUGGUCAUCAUCAUCUUCAUCUGCUUCCAACAGAAGUCGUAUGUGUCCUCAUCCAACCUGCCAGUGUUGGCUCUUCUCCUCUUACUUUAUGGGUGGUCCAUAACUCCUCUCAUGUACCCAGCAUCCUUUGUAUUCAAGAUCCCCAGUACGGCAUAUGUUGUUCUGACCAGCGUUAACCUCUUCAUUGGUAUCAAUGGGAGCGUGGCCACUUUCGUCCUUGAACUUUUCACCAAUAAUAAGCUGAACAACAUCAAUGACAUUCUCAAGUCUGUGUUCCUCAUUUUCCCUCACUUCUGUCUGGGUCGUGGCCUAAUUGACAUGGUGAAAAAUCAAGCUAUGGCUGAUGCUCUAGAAAGAUUUGGUGAAAACCGCUUUGUUUCCCCUCUCUCCUGGGAUCUUGUGGGACGGAAUCUUUUUGCCAUGGCUGUAGAAGGUGCGGUCUUCUUCCUCAUCACGUUGCUCAUCCAGUACAGGUUCUUUAUCAAGCCCAGGCCCAUCUAUGCGAAGCUUCCGCCUGUGAGUGAAGAGGAUGAAGAUGUGAACAGAGAAAGGCAGAGGAUCAUUGGCGGUGGUGGGCAAAGCGACAUCUUAGAAAUCAAAGAACUAACUAAGAUAUACAGAAUGAAACGAAAGCCAGCUGUGGAUAGGAUUUGUGUCGGAAUUCCACCUGGGGAGUGCUUUGGUCUUCUGGGUGUGAAUGGUGCUGGCAAAUCCUCCACCUUUAAGAUGUUGACUGGAGACACAGAUGUUACAGGAGGAGAUGCUUUUCUGAAGGGAAACAGUAUUUUAUCUAACAUCCAAGAAGUCCACCAGAAUAUGGGGUAUUGCCCACAAUUUGAUGCCAUUAAUGAGCUGCUGACGGGAAGGGAACACUUGGAAUUCUUUGCACUCUUAAGAGGGGUUUCAGUAAAGGAAGUCUGCAAGGUUGGUGAAUGGGCUGUUCGUAAACUAGGCCUCGUAAAGUAUGCAGAGAAAUAUGCAGGAACCUACAGUGGUGGGAACAAGCGCAAGCUCUCCACUGCAAUGGCUCUCAUUGGAGGGCCUCCUGUGGUCUUCCUGGAUGAGCCAACGACAGGGAUGGAUCCCAAGGCACGCCGUUUCCUUUGGAAUUGUGCCUUGAGUGUCAUCAAGCAGGGACGAUCAGUGGUUCUUACAUCUCACAGCAUGGAAGAAUGUGAGGCUCUCUGCACUCGAAUGGCAAUCAUGGUCAAUGGACAGUUCAGGUGCCUUGGCAGUGUCCAGCACCUGAAGAACAGGUUUGGAGAUGGCUACACAAUAGUAGUGCGAAUAGCUGGGUCAAACCCUGACCUGAAACCUGUUCAGGACUUCUUUCAGCAGGCCUUUCCCGGCAGCGUGCUGAAGGAAAAGCAUCGCAACAUGCUGCAGUAUCAGCUCCCAUCCUCUUUGUCUUCUCUGGCUAGAAUAUUUAGCAUCCUUUCCAAUAACAAAAAAAGACUCCACAUAGAAGACUACUCCGUUUCCCAGACCACACUUGACCAAGUAUUUGUAAACUUUGCAAAGGACCAAAGUGAUGACGACCACACGAAGGACUUGUCAUUGCACAAAAACCAGACUGUUGUAGAUGUUGCAAUGCUGACGUCUUUUUUGCAAGAUGAGAAAGUGAAAGAAAGCUAUGUAUGAGCAACCAUUUUGAGAAGGAUGUUACGUCAGUACUGAGCAGAAGGGAGGCAUUCAUCCUUUCUGUGGCACAAGGAGUUCUUCCCAAGAGCCAAGAGACAGAGGAUACAGAGCGGAAGAGGCUAAACUGGAUGUUCUACAGUUCAAUGCAAUGCAAUUCAAUGCAAAGAAAACAAUAUUCCUUUACGGAGGCAGUGCCUCUUGGAGAUGUUGCCUUGUUGUACUGUUCUCUAGUGAAAGACUUGAAUCUAGUUGUUCUUACAUUAUAACUCUGUGAAAUUCUAGUAUGGUGGCACAUGCUGUUAUGUGGUCCUUCUGCCAUACUUCCACUUGUUUCUACUUACUUGUUUUUGCUUAGAGGUCAUGUGGCAAGAUUUGGGCGGAUUCUUGGCCAGUGAUUAUUUAUUUGCCAUGUUAAGAUGUGCACAGCCCUUCUAUGGGAUGAGUAGGGUUGCCUGGGUGCUAUAUCCAUUGCUGGCAAUGAAAGCACCAAUGUAACCAGUGCCAAGCAAUCAUCACACAACACAUUGCUGUGGCCUUAUUUAAGUGUUAGCUGUUGGCCCAGUUUACCUAAACAAAUUGAAGGUGAUUUGUAUGAAGACCAUUGGUGGUUUUAACCAUGGGCCAGAGGCACAUCACCUCGAAACAUACAUCCAUUUAUUAACUCAGUGUUUCUUAUCAUGGUGUAGCAGGAUCAACCAUACAAACAUUUGGGAGGAUUUCUGUCCCACGGUAUGGUGACCAAUUUGCUUAUUCCUACACUAUGCUCUUGUGAAACUGUUGCUAUUUUCUGUUUUUGUUACUUAAGCCUUGUUUUUGAUAUGUCUCUUGUUUGCAACAGUAUUACUUCUCGAAUCAGCAGUGUAUGUGGUGAUCUGGACCUGUUGGCCCAUUUCAGCAUCCCCACCUAUCUGUCAAUCACUUUUCAUACCACUCUUAUUACUCUAAAGAUCUAGAUGUAGUUGGUAUCAUUUGUGUAACGUAGGUUUUUAUAAUCUUGCAAUCACCACUAUCCCAUUUUUUUGUGAACAUGAACGUUACAGUGUAAGGUUUUCCUACCCGAGAUGUCAAAUCAUAAGAUGUCCACUUCUUACCUUGCACAGCACUGUCCUUUUUAAGAUUAGUUGAAGGAGAAAAAUCUCCUGUCCCUUGCCUUUCUUUUCACAGCUCUGUCCUCCCACCUUACUCCUCUUUCUCUCCCACUUGUAAGAGAUUAUAUUCAAUGUUGGAAGUAAAGAUGGGUAAUCCCAGGCAAGAGAUUAACAGAAUGCAUGCAUUUUAUAUUAUCGGGUUGACUAGGGCCCUUCAACACAUCCCUAUAUCCAAGAAUAUCAAGGCAGGAAAUCCCACAUUAUCUGAGUGUGGACUCAGAUAACCCAGUUCAAAGUAGAUAUUGUGGAGUUUUCUGUCUUGAUAUUCUGGGCUGUGUGGUAGGGUCCCUAGUUUGUUUUUCUGUAAGAUGAUUUGCAGAAUAAUUUCUCAUUUGGGAACAGCUAGAGCCCCCUUUAAAACAACGCACAAAUAGUUGGCCAAAGUUGAGAAGAGUCAUAGCAUUGAGUGCCUCUUUGCGACAACUAAUGAAUACCUUAACAAUAACCUAAAGCCUUCUUGUUAGCAAUGUCAGUAAGGAUCAUAGUUGUGAUGCCUCUCCCCCAAACCAGGUAUAAACCUGAAAAAUAUAGCUGUAACUAUUCGAAAGGCACUCAUUUCCCCCUCUCUCUCCCAAAGCUCUCUCCAGCCAUCAAAUGCCUAAAGCUAUACAUUAGUAGGGAGAAGGUUCACUUCUCCAUACCAGAUAGUUGGAAAUCAAUCAUUUGGCCCUGUAAGUACACAGCACAUAAAUGAUUUUGCAAUUAUAACUCCUGCUUGAAGAUAGCGUGGCCCCUUCCACACAGCUGAAUAAAAUCCCACAUUAGCUGUUGUGAGCUGGAUUAUAUGGUGUGUGGACUCAGAUAAAACAGUUCAAAGCAGAUAUUGUGGAAGUUUCUGCCUUGAUAUUCUAGGUUAUAUGACUGUGUGGAAGGACCCUAAGAGACAAAACGGGAGUUCUCCUUAAUGUAUCCUUUUAGAUGUGCCAUUUUAUGCAAACACACAGUCCAAAGCAAACAAUGUGUUGUUUAAACGUGUCAUCCUCCAAGUCUACUCAAAGGUAGCCUCUUCCUUCUUUCUCUUAGGGCCCUAUAUCCCAGGUUUUCUGCUUUAAACUGGAUUAUAUGAGUUUUCACUGCCAGAUAAUCUGGGAUAAACAGAAAACCUGGGAUCAGAUCCUGGGAUAGAGGGCCUGUCUGGAAGGGCCCUUAGAAGUUGGAAUCCUGUUCAUGACUUACUCCAGGAUGUUUUGCUAGGAUAUGCCACUUUGUAAAGCAAAGCAUAGCAGCAGGGCAACAACAGCAAAAGCUAUGUCCAUCAUAGAACAGCUUGGGAGAUAGCGGGGCAACAAUAGCAAAAGCUGUGUCCAUCAGAGAACAACUUGCCAUCAUUGUGGUGCCUGCAGCCACUAUACCUCAGUACCAUGCUGCCCUCUUGUAGGCUGGUGUGAUAUUAUGGGCCAGCAGACACUAUCAAAGUCUGCACUUACUUUGAAAGUAGCCUUACAGAACACAAGAAGACUUGUAAGUGCAAAGCUAUAAUGAACAACUUCCAAUUUUUCACCUGUAGUUCCAUCACAAGUGGGCAUUCCCACCACACACACACACAACUGGACCAGAAACCAGUUGGAGCUGGGGGCCUAUAACCCUUGGAUCAAAUUGACUAUUUAGCCAUUUUUUUUCACCAUGAGUAGGACAUAGGCUGUGAAAACGGGCCACGGGGAUGCCUAAGGUCCCGAUUUUGCCUUCCCAAUAUAGACGAUAUAGGUGCAAGACAUGCUGCUUUCAGUGGAAAAGAUUUGCCCCUUCCAUUUGAAACAGUUGCUUUGUUAGACUGGGACUACAGUCCAUCCAAUACCACGCCGAAUAUUAAUGUUGUGUAUAUAGAUCAAUUUCCUCAAAAUCUGUAAUGCCAUGUUAUACAAGGUUUCUAAUGUGUUUGACGUGGAUUAGCCAAAAUUAUCUUCAGUGCUGGUUUUCUCCUGACACGAAAAAAAACAAAACCCUUCAGUGCUGCAGGUAUUGUAAGAUAAAACCACUGGUCAUGGAACUGUGUUGAGAACAUUUACCACUUUAGUAUGUAUGGGGUGGAGUUGCUGCAUCCUUCUACAGCCUUUUUUUGACUGCUGUAGAGGCUCUUUUCCUAUAGUUUUCUUCUAGAACACUUAAUGGAAAGCCUGUGUUACCGUAUUCUUCCUUCUACCUGUUUCUGUCUCCCUUCUCUUCAAUGAUUGAUCCUUCAUUCCAAGCACUUUAUGCUAGCUGUAAUGGGAUCUAUUUUUGCACUGGAAUAGUCUGUUAACUUUGCAAAAUCUGGAGCAGUUUCACACACAUACACACAAAAAAUUUUAAGUUAAAAAAAUCUUUCAAUGGACAUUUUCAUGAAAAACAAAUAUAUAUUUGUAUUGCUAAUAAACUAUUUGUGAAAUAUUAAUAGGCAUUUGUUAAUUGCCUUGUAUCAAGUAAAGAAAAAAAAUAAAGUGUUGCUGGUCUACAAAUUGA
This is a messenger RNA of Anolis carolinensis (green anole), 10643 nucleotides long. RefSeq names its product ATP binding cassette subfamily A member 1 (gene abca1). Gene Ontology annotation, cellular component: membrane; intracellular membrane-bounded organelle. The coding region runs from base 280 to 7056 and encodes 2258 amino acids. The record is from RefSeq and is a predicted model, not a curated record. NCBI's taxonomy places the organism in Eukaryota, Metazoa, Chordata, Lepidosauria, Squamata, Anolidae. Gene Ontology annotation, molecular function: phosphatidylserine floppase activity; phosphatidylcholine floppase activity; ATP hydrolysis activity. Gene Ontology annotation, biological process: transmembrane transport; phospholipid efflux. The transcript is spliced from 50 exons.